AUGGCGUCUCACGGUCUCAUUUCCAGAGGUGAAGCAGACUUCGACCUCUACCCUUACACGCCUUCUGGACCCGCUGGUUACGCAUUCCUAGUACUAUUCGCGAUCGGAGGCUUCACUCACCUUAUCAUGCUCAUACCACUGCGAAGUUGGUUCUUUAUUCCGUUCGUUCUGGGUUGCGUGGGCGAAGCAGCAGGCUACUAUGGCCGCGCAUGGUCCUCAUCCAAUAUCCGAAACGGUAGUCCUUACCUCAUACAACUCAUGCUCAUCCUGGCGGCCGCGCCGCUUCUCGCAGCGACCAUCUACAUGACUCUUGGCCGCCUCAUUCGCGCUCUCGAUGCUACACACCACGCUGUGCUGAACCCGCGCUGGACCACGAAAAUCUACGUUGUAAUUGACAUCGGCUCUUUUGUUUGUCAGAUUAUGGGAUCCGCGAUGCAGACUUCCGGGGAUCCCGAUGGAGUUAAACAAGGAAACACAAUCGUGAUCGCCGGGCUGGGUACGCAGUUGGUCGCUUUUGCCUUCUUCAUUUUGAUGGCUGUGGUUUUCCACCGGAGGCUCAAUAACGAACCCACAUCCACGUCACUCCGGACCCAUGUAAAAUGGCAGCGUUACAUGUGGGCUUUGUACAGCGUUAGCAUGCUAGUCGUUGUGCGGAGCAUAUUCCGGCUGGCAGAGUUCGUGGAGGGGCCGGAGAGCAAGGUUUAUCAGACAGAGGCGUACUUGUAUAUCUUCGAUGCGGCGCUGAUGUUUGGGGUGGUGGCCACCAUGGCGAUCCUACACCCGGGGUUUUUGUUCAGGGCUGUUAGGAAGGCUGAAAUGUUGCCGAUUGGUGACGAUGAUGAGAAUGGCGGCUACUUGCUUCGUGGAAAUGGCCGGAAGUAA
Alternaria atra is the source of this 882-nucleotide messenger RNA. RefSeq lists its product as uncharacterized. Gene Ontology annotation, cellular component: membrane. The coding region runs from base 1 to 882 and encodes 293 amino acids. The transcript is spliced from 2 exons. NCBI's taxonomy places the organism in Eukaryota, Fungi, Ascomycota, Dothideomycetes, Pleosporales, Pleosporaceae. The record is from RefSeq and is a predicted model, not a curated record.